AUGGCCCGAUGGAUGAAGUGCGCAACUAGGAAUGGAAGGCACCGCAUCCUUGAACGUCCACGAAAUGACCUUGGCGCCCCUCCCCAAUCAAGAUUAUCUAAACGAUCCGGGAUUGGACAUCGUGGGAGGAUGGGAGAAUGGAGAUUGGAUCCUCCUUCACUCUUUUCAAUAAAUACUACAAUCUCCAUUCACAUCUAUGUAAGGUGGAUCGGAAAGUUGGAUCAAAGAUUGCAAUGGCGCGAGGAUCAGGAUGAAGAUAAACAGGGAGUAAAUGAGCGAAACAAUGUUGAGCUAAAGCUACCAUACUGGAUAUUGUGUGAGGAUCCGAGUUGA
Molecule: messenger RNA, 333 nt
Organism: Loa loa (African eye worm)
Lineage: Eukaryota; Metazoa; Nematoda; Chromadorea; Rhabditida; Onchocercidae
Exons: 2
Coding region: 1-333 (110 amino acids)
Source: RefSeq, a predicted model, not a curated record